AUGCGUGAACCAUUUUUAGAACAUUUUUUCCCACGUUCUAAAGUUGCUAAACUCAAGAAAGAUAUAGAAAACUUUGAGCAACAACCGUGUGAGUCACUUUACGAGGCAUGGGAUAGAUACAACAGAUUAAUAAGAAAUUGUCCCCAAAAUGAUUUAAAUGAGCAACAAGAAGUAUCAAUCUUCUAUGAUGAGGUAAACAUGAUGACAAGGAAACUCCUUGAUUCUCAAGGACCUUUAACAAAGAAAAAUCACGAUGAGAUUAAGGAAUUGAUUGAAGAGUUUUCUAAGAAUUCACGUGAAUACCACAAUCCUAGACAUGAUGAAGCAAAAUGCAUUAGGAGUGGCACUUUUGAGGAUAUGGAAGUUGUCUUAACUAUGUUGAAUACUAUGGACCGAAGAGUGACUAAGAUGGACCAAUCCAUACAUGCUAUUCAUGUAGGUUGUGUAAGAUGCAAUGGUCCACAUUUGACAAAAUAUUGCCAUUUGGAGGAGAACGAGAAUAAGAAGGAUCAAGUAUACUACUCUAAUGGAGACAAAUACGAUGAAGAUUGGAGGAAGCCAAAGAAAGAGUGGUUUCCAUAUGAUGAAUAUAAAAAGCAAAAAGAUGAAAAUUUUAGGGGAACUGGCCAAGGCUUUUAUCAAAAAAAGCAACCACAACCAGAAAAGAAAGUUGAUUUAGAGUCCAUGCUAACUAGAUUUACGGAGGCUUCAGAAAAACGAAAUGAUGAGACCAAUGCAGUGAUAAGAGACCAGCAAAUUCUCAUGAGGGACCAACAAGCUUUGCUAAGGAAUCAUCAAGCAUCGAUACAAAACAUUGAAGCUCAACUUCGACAAUUAACUACAUUGGUUAAUGAGCGACUCUCUCCACAAAAUUCUCGAUAA
Messenger RNA from Lactuca sativa (garden lettuce), 882 nucleotides. NCBI's taxonomy places the organism in Eukaryota, Viridiplantae, Streptophyta, Magnoliopsida, Asterales, Asteraceae. The record is from RefSeq and is a predicted model, not a curated record.